UGUUGUGUUCCGUUGAAAAUUUGUACUAUUUGGAAAAUUUGAUUGAAAUUAAAUAUGGAACUGAUCUAUAGCGAGCUGUUUGAUGAUAUAGAAGUCUUUGAAAAUCGUGCGAUUCAAUACCCUUACAUACAGCACAGCCCACCAGAGCCAACAAUUAGGAAGCCCAACGAAUCCUUUUAUAUACACCUUCAGGAUGCGGUGCAGGAGCAGUGGCCGGCGUUUGUUAUGGCCUACCGACGCAAGUUUAACGCGAAGACCAUGGAGCAAAGACACAAAAGAGCCGAGGAGCUCAGAAAGCAGUUAACUAAUCAGCGCGUGGAUCGACUCUCUGGCAGAUUAGCCAACGUGGCAUUGCUGACCGCCGACUACCAUGCCAAGCGGAACAACAGCUGGUUGGCGUUGCGGGAUCACUCAGUGCAGGACAUGCAGAAGCAUCUGCAUAGACACGAGCUCAAGCUGAUGGUGCGUGUGAGGCAGCUGCGUGCCCACAAUAGUCAGGUGCAAAAGCGCAGCGAGCUGUUGCGAUAUAGGAACUAUCUGACACGCAUCGCGCUGCAGCACGAAGAGAAACGGAAACGCAUUGGAAUAUUUUAGCUGGAAAUAUAUUCAGGUCUGUGGCAAACAGCGUCGAUCUGAACAUAUUUCCAACUAAUAAUGUUUAUGUAUUCUCCGGGCCUUGUGUUUGUGUCCAGUAAAAACCAUCAGCUCGCAGCGACGAGCCACAGAA
Messenger RNA from Drosophila montana, 727 nucleotides. RefSeq lists its product as uncharacterized. NCBI's taxonomy places the organism in Eukaryota, Metazoa, Arthropoda, Insecta, Diptera, Drosophilidae. The coding region runs from base 55 to 594 and encodes 179 amino acids. The record is from RefSeq and is a predicted model, not a curated record. The transcript has a single exon.